CCUGUUUCUUGAUGCGGCUCAGCCUGGGUCCAGGAUGCUGGAUUUCUUUCACCAGAAUGACUGUGAAAUAGGAUUAGGUUUUCUUGUUUCACACUUCCCUGCUCCUGGGGUAGCUACACCUACGUCCUGUCCCAGCAUCCUAUGUACUAUAGGAUACGUCCCACCCUGGUCCUCGCGCGCAUCUCUGCUCUUGGCGGAGCUUUCAAUGGCCAUUCAGUUCUCCAGCAGCCUUCAGCCACGUCAUGACGGAUACAACCCAGAAGAUCGACCCGGUCGCCAGUAAGAAGUCACCCGAAUUGGCAAGGAAGAACUUGCAGGCUGUUCUCUUCAAGAUUCAAGAUCUGGGUGUGACGCGCCGCAGUCUACGAUUUCUUCAGAUUUAUUUUCAACUUCGACCUAUCAAGUUGACCUUCGGUAAAAGGAAUUCUUGUCUGACCAUUCUGCUCCUGUGGAUACUUUACUGCUUGGCUCGUAAUUCACUGAUGGCUACUCGAUACACCAGGUGUCUCUUCGAGUUUCCCAGUUUCACGCAGAAGAUCUUCAGACCGGCAGAAGAUUGUUCCGUGUGCUUGGAUGUUAAAGAAGUUGAAAAAUUAUCUGGUGUCGAUCCAGCAUUCUUUGAAGAACGCUACGCCUAUUCGGGACGACCCGUAGUGAUAACGGAUGCGACGAGCAAUUGGACAGCUCCCCAGGUCUUCAGCUUCUCUUUCUUCAAGGACCUCUACGAGGGUCAAGUAUCCAAUUGUCAGUUCUUUCCGUACAAAACUGAAUUUCACAGUCUCCAGGAAGUCCUGAACAUGAGUAGAAGUCGAGCCCAACUGGAAGCUGGUACCAAAUCCUGGUACGUCGGAUGGAGUAACUGCGACGAGAGAACCGGAAAUGUAUUACGAGAGCAUUACGAUAGACCGUACUUCCUGCCAGCUACAGCUGAGAGCGAGAAGACAGAUUGGAUCUUCAUGGGUAGCCCUGGUUAUGGUGCUCCGAUGCACGUCGACGACGUUGAGCAUCCAUCCUGGCAGGCUCAGCUUCGUGGCAGGAAGCUGUGGAUCCUGGAGCCACCCCGGGAGUGUCACUAUGUCUGCAAUCGGUUGGAGGUUUACGUGAAUCCUGGUGAAAUCAUUAUCCUAGACACAAAUCGCUGGUAUCAUCAAACUCUCAUCGUUUCCGAGGAUAUGAGUAUCACCAUAGGAGCGGAGUACGAUUAGCUUGCCAGUGAAGUCAUCGACUAGGUCAAAGGAGCACCCUGAGGAAUUCUCUGCGAAAUAAAUGAUCUCGUUGCACGAGGUGUACUUACUAUUUA
This is a messenger RNA of Cephus cinctus (wheat stem sawfly), 1300 nucleotides long. RefSeq lists its product as uncharacterized. Bases 243 to 1205 code for a protein of 320 amino acids. The record is from RefSeq and is a predicted model, not a curated record. Lineage: Eukaryota; Metazoa; Arthropoda; Insecta; Hymenoptera; Cephidae. The transcript is spliced from 6 exons.